ACAGGUAGACUUUGGGGAACAGAAAGUUGUCGGAGUUACUUUGAGGGUGACAAGUUUGCUGUGUCCGCUGUAAACAUGGGAAGUGGAUCCAGCCAGCUGGCCAAAGCACUGCUCAAUGAGUACCAGGAACUGACAUACCUGACUAAGCAAGAAAUCUUACUUGCUUAUAAAAGAUUUUGUGAACUUGUGCAGAAAGAGAACAGAAGCAACAUUGAGUCUGUGAGGAUCCCAAAAGAAACAUUUCUAACUCUGCCGGAAUUAAAGGCAAAUCCUUUCCAGCAUUGCAUCUGCCAUGUUUUCUCAACUUCAGAAGAUGGGAGCAUGUCCUUCGAGGAUUUCCUUGAUAUGCUAAGUGCUUUCAGUGAAUCUGCUACUCUUGAAAUCAAAUCACACUAUGCAUUUCGGAUCUUUGAUUUUGAUGGUGACGGUGCCUUGAAUGAAGCGGAUUUGGAGCAGUUGGUGAACCAUUUAACAGGAGAAGAGGAUGACACCAAACUUAGCAGUAGUGAAAUGAGGCAGCUUAUUACAAAUAUUUUGGAGGAGUCUGAUAUCGAUAAGGAUGGCACCAUCAACCACUCAGAAUUUCAGCAUGUUAUUUCCAGAUCUCCUGACUUUGUCAGCUCCUUUAAGAUUGUGCUGUGAUGGAUCCAUUUUGAUGGUUUACAGGAAGAUGGUCUCAGUAAAUGGUUAGUCUAGCCAGUAGGCUGACAUUCCUCAUCUGUGAAUGAAUAUUCUAUGGAUUGAUGCAAACAUUCGAAGCACAGGAUGUAACUAUGACAAAUCUUGCAAUAACUACUAAGAAAAUACCUUCAAAAUUAAUCUCAAGUGAAUCUCUGUUAUACUGUGUGUUUCAUUAUUAGCUUCUGUUUUAGAAGUUUAGGCUUUAUUUUUUGUUCA
This is a messenger RNA of Bombina bombina (fire-bellied toad), 897 nucleotides long. Its product is annotated as calcium and integrin-binding protein 1-like. Lineage: Eukaryota; Metazoa; Chordata; Amphibia; Anura; Bombinatoridae. The transcript has a single exon. The record is from RefSeq and is a predicted model, not a curated record. Gene Ontology annotation, molecular function: calcium ion binding. The coding region runs from base 76 to 642 and encodes 188 amino acids.